CUGUGAUUUUGUGUGAGUAAUCGAUCUAAAUUCCUGUUUUUUUCUGCUCUGACUCACAUUUUUUUUCUGUACUUUAUUUCUCACUAUUUUAUUUAUCUUGAAACACUAUAAAAGUUUGCAAAUAGAGGAAAAAAGCCGAGCAAACGCAUCUUUUCACUUUAUCUUCCUCCUUAUCUUUUAAUCGUUCCAAGUUUUCCAUUUUUUGUUUCAGCUACACAACCACAACUUACUACAUAGCUGUUUUAAUUUUUUCCCACCCUUUUUUUCAAAUUCAACUUUUCACCUAGCUCAAUACAUUCCAAUAACAAUAACAACAACAACAACCUCUACCAAGCAAUGUCAGACACUGCCUCCAAUCCUUCGCCUACCGCAAUGAUUCAGAACCCCAUCGACAAACCCAUCUUAGUGCUCAAGUUUGGCGGAACCAGCGUUGGAAAGUUUAUCCAAAAUAUCUGCGGCCAAAUCAUUCCUGACCUGUUAAAGACACACCGGGUCAUCGUGGUUUGUUCGGCGCGGAGCACUGAUGUUAAGUCCAAGGGCACUACCACCCGCCUGGUCAAGGCCGCUGACGCCGUCCUGAGCGAGGUCGCCGGAAACCACGAGAAGGAGGUGCAGGAGAUCCUUGAAGACCAUCUGGAGGCCAUCCAGGAGAACAUGGCCUCCGAACAGAUCAAGGAUGGCGUGUCCAAAAGUCUAACGGAAGUAUGUCGACGGCUUAAAGUGUUCCUGGAUGCCGCCGAGGUCAUCAAUGAGGUGUCGCCAAAGUCCAAGGACAUCAUCGUGGGCACGGGCGAGAAACUAGCGUGUGAGUACGUCGCUGCAAUCUUGCAGGACAAGGGCAUUGAUGCAAAGUACGUCAACCUGGAGAAGGUUAUCGAUCGCCACUUUGAUGCCAAACACCUGGACCAGACCUUCUACGACUACCUGGCCCAGCGUCUGGCCACCGUCGCCAGGGCCUGCGGCGACAGUGUGCCGGUUAUGACCGGAUACUUUGGCCCGUGCCCUGGCAGCAU
Molecule: messenger RNA, 1013 nt
Organism: Kickxella alabastrina
Lineage: Eukaryota; Fungi; Kickxellomycota; Kickxellomycetes; Kickxellales; Kickxellaceae
Product: Aspartate/glutamate/uridylate kinase
Exons: 2
Biological process (GO): amino acid biosynthetic process
Molecular function (GO): aspartate kinase activity
Source: RefSeq, a predicted model, not a curated record